AUGCGACCAUCUGGAAGUAAUGGCGGCGGCGGUGACGAGGAUGUACUGCCGUAUGAAAGGAAUGCCGGGCUGAUCAUGGCCACCAACAAUGCAACCACAGCCUUCAAAGCCAGCACCGAGCGCCUGUAUUUAUCCAAGCCGCAUUUCCACAAGUACUUCGCAAAGAAAGUCAAACGGGCUUCCGCAGCCGUCCAUCGUGGCUCCUGGCUUCGGAUGCGCGCAAUCAAAUGGGUGAUUCAGCAAUUCCUCGAGAGACCCUCGGACCAGAACAAGGUCGUCAUUAAUUUCGGCGCUGGAUAUGACUCUUUACCCUUCCGAUGGUUGUCCCAGGAGGCCGGGCUUUGUGCCGGGGCCAAAUUCAUCGACGUCGACUAUGACCUGGUGAUGGAGACCAAAAGAGACAUUAUCAUAAGCACACCGGAGUUGAGAGACUUGCUGCAUUUCUCUGGCCCAUCCUGUACCGGCAGCGACCCUUGCGUGCUGGUCGACAGUGAAGAAUAUGCCGCAAUCGGAUGCGACAUGCGCAAUCUUCAGAGGCUGGAAAGACUGCUCAAGUCAGUGAUCAAUUUGGAUGAGUGUUCCGUCCUUUGUAUUGCCGAAGAUUCCACCUCAUUCAUGCCUGUAAGUGCUGCCGACACACUGAUAUCGUGGUGCGCCAGACUAUCAAAGGAUGUCACCUUCUGCCUCCUGGAGCCUUGUAGCCCGGAUCAGCCAGACAAUCCGUUUACCAGGAAAAUGACCGAUCACUAUACUGGCCUGGGCACCCCCCUGAAAUCCAUCUUUCAAUACCCAGAUGACCGCUCUCAGAUACAGCGCUUCAGCAACGCGAGCUUCACCCAGAUCGAUUACCAGUCGCUAUGGGAGCUCUGGGCCGACCCGCGUUUUCUUUCUCCGUCGCAACGCAUGGAGCUGGACCAUGUUGAGCCUUUCGACGAUUGGGAAGAAUUUGCUCUCUGGGCGAGCCACUAUUGCCUGGUGAUUGCACAAAACGGUGGUCAUCCCGUCCUUCCAGGAAAGCUCAUCAAGUCUCGUGCCAACUCGGUCUCCAGCGAAGCGUCUGAUAUCUCGGCGAGAACAUCGUCGCCUUGCAACCCCGACUCUGAACACUUUGCUUACCGCUAUUAUAACGAUCCAGGCGAGCUCUGCCAGCGCCACCACGGAUCAGCGUACCCAAUACCCGAUCAAGACGCUGUUGCCAUCUUUGGGGGUGCUGGGUCAAAGUCAUGCCUUUCGACAAGCGCCGUCUGCCGGCCACGCCAUCUUAACGACGAGACUCCUAUAGUUUUGCCCCCCGAAGUCGGUGCUCGAUGCUGUCAUGUCAUAACUGCCCUGAAUAAUGGAGACAACAUUCUGGUUGGUGGACGGCUCUCACCAACUCAACCUCUAAAAGACUGUUGGUUACAGAAAGGGAACAUCUGGUAUCGUAUCCACGAUCUGCCUGAAGGCCGGUAUCGACACCGACUAGCACCUGUGACCUUGCCCGACAACGUUUUUGGCGCCAUCUGUUUUGGAGGCAAGGUCAACCCGACCAAAGUGGCCACGGACGUGCUGUUGUGGGAGCCAAACAAGGGCUGGCGCGAGCUGCGCUUGUUCGGAAAGGAGCCCAAACCCAGGUUUGGACCGAAUUUCAUCUGUCUAGGUUUCAACCAUGGCCUUCUUUUCGGAGGCAUGAGGCAAGACGGGGUCAUUUGCCAGGGCAUCUGGCGCUGGCGACUCGUGAUCCGCGAUAAUGCCGUGCAAGCACUGAGGUUUCGCCCGUCGCACGGAUUGGAUACCAGCAUUGGAUCAUACCAACACUUUGCGAGAUUUGGUGCAUCUUACGGCUUUGUACAAGACUACCUACUCAUCAUUGGCGGUAUUGGUCGAUUGGGAUGCAUACCGAAAACGUAUGAGAUCUUGUCUCUGGAUGGGUCGUUUUCGACAUGGCACGAUGAGAGCAAAGAACCGAGCUUCCGGGUGUCGGCCGUGGAGGCAAUGUGCUCGCAGGACUGCCCACGACCCUUCCUUGUUGGCCAUUCCACCCUUCGAACGCGGACAGGAAUGUAUGUUAUCCUGGGUGGAGGCGCUGACUGUUUCAACUACGGCGAGUAUUUCAACAAAGGGAUUUGGGUUCUCUACGAGAAAGAAGCCGGACUUGCCGCUGAUUGGGUCAUUGUUCCCAGCAAGGCUUCCAGAUAUCCUCCAGCGAACUCCGACUCGAGCUUCACAGCGGUGGACAGGCGGCCCGAAGGUGUUCUCAUUGCUCCGGCCGUGCUGACUGGCCCUGAAGACUUCCAUGCUGCAGUGCGUGUGUCUCGACCUCUGCACAUGAGCGGACUAGAACUCGGUUCGUGUAGGUUGCAGUCAGUCGGCUUCCUCAAAGCAGCACUCCUCCAGAACAGCAUGAGCGAGGAAAUGAGCUCUGCACUGAAACACUCGACACAUGCACAUAUGUCACUCGUCCAGAUCUUGGACGCGCUCGGCAUGACAUCAACUACCUUUGACAUUCGCUGUCCCGGUGCGAAACUGGAAGACAACAAUCAUGUUUGUCCAACAAAAGCCCAGUCAGAUAUUGACGAGGAGUUGCAGAUUCCCACGCAGCUAAGCAGCAUCAGCUCUCUUCUGCACUCGGUCCGAUUGGUGAUAUCAAAGAAGAUCUCCACCAAGCUCCAGUACAAUGCGACGGGAAAUAUCGUGUUUCAGGUCCACGGCGCCCGAAAACUGCUCCUUUUCCCGCCCGGCGACCAAAGCAAACUCGAAUUCCCACCUGGAGCAAACACGAGCAAUCUGGACAUCUUCUGUGAUAAGACGCCGUUCCAAGAACACAUCUUCUAUGCACCGUCAGGCACAAGUCCCCACAUCGCCAUACUGAAGCCGGGGGAUGCCUUGUUCAUUCCACCUUUCUGGUCUGUGGCUAGUGUGAUAUUUGUCGACAGUAGCAAUGACAAAGACCGUCUGUGCAAUGGCCCCUCAUCGCCGAGCACCCCGAGCGAGAAGUCAUCCCACCUCAGUAGCAACGGCUCCAUCUCGGGAAGUGAGUGUGUGUCGGAUUGCAAAGAGACGCGACGUAUCCAGGAUGACUGGGUCGACGUCACAGUCAAUCUCUCGUUCCGCAACUUACCACCUCAUCUGUUUUGUACCAGCUCUUCUCACGACUCCCACAAUGAUUUGGUAGCCUAUGAAGAGGGACGACGACAUCUUGAAAGUGUUGUGAAAAGGUUCACGUCCAAUGUUUGCCAUUCCACUCCACGACAGAACGGGCAAACUGCUCCCACAAAGUCUGUCGUCGGCUCCGACCUCAUGCUCACAAACAUCCCCAAGGACGUGGCGAAAGCUUAUCUGCAAAGGCUAGGCAAAGAGCUGCUAAUGAUGGCCGAGGAGUUGUGA
This is a messenger RNA of Fonsecaea nubica, 3366 nucleotides long. RefSeq lists its product as hypothetical. Bases 1 to 3366 code for a protein of 1121 amino acids. Gene Ontology annotation, biological process: tRNA methylation; wybutosine biosynthetic process. NCBI's taxonomy places the organism in Eukaryota, Fungi, Ascomycota, Eurotiomycetes, Chaetothyriales, Herpotrichiellaceae. The record is from RefSeq and is a predicted model, not a curated record. Gene Ontology annotation, molecular function: protein binding; tRNA methyltransferase activity. The transcript is spliced from 4 exons.